This is a messenger RNA of Acanthochromis polyacanthus (spiny chromis), 5616 nucleotides long. Its product is annotated as zinc finger protein OZF-like. Lineage: Eukaryota; Metazoa; Chordata; Actinopteri; Pomacentridae. The coding region runs from base 421 to 2031 and encodes 536 amino acids. The record is from RefSeq and is a predicted model, not a curated record. Gene Ontology annotation, biological process: negative regulation of transcription by RNA polymerase II. The transcript is spliced from 5 exons. Gene Ontology annotation, molecular function: DNA-binding transcription repressor activity, RNA polymerase II-specific; RNA polymerase II cis-regulatory region sequence-specific DNA binding.
ACUGGAAGGAGCUGAGAACUCAAAGGAGAAGCAUUUACGCACAGGUCCUACACUCAACUGGGGCGGAAACAAUCUGCGGCUGCAGGUUUGCCACCGGCGGCAAAAAAAGGGGACACACGCAGCACUGAGGAGGAACUGAGAAUGAAUGACCGAGUUCCAACAAAGUGGUCGUGAGUUUCUGUUGGGAAAGCAUCAAGAUCUGCGGCAAACUGUGCAGGAUUGCCUUCAUCUCCAAAAUCCGGGUUGCAGCCGCAACUGUCUGAUUGAUGAGUGGAGUCCUGCUCAAACCCUGGGUAGAUGAAACAUCCUUUUUCAAGUGGGGAAACUGCAGAAACUGUGAUUGGCAGGAGGAGGAGAGUCUGACGGAGGAGCAGAGGAAUGUUGGCAGCCAUUUAGUCUGAGCUCAACAACGGAGGAAACAUGGAUUCUUCACAAAAAAAAUGUAAACACAGCAAUGGAGUGAGAUGUCGGACCUCUGAGGAGGAUAUGGAUGGUUCGGCAACAACAGCAGAAAGAGAUGAAUCACUGAGUUGUGAGCAAUGUGGCAAGACUUUUAUCACAGCAACAAAGCUAAGAAUUCACAAACAUAUUCGCACUGUGGAAAAACCAUUCAGCUGUGAUCAGUGUGGAAAGCCUUUUACUCAGAAGAGUCUGUUAAAAAGACAUCAGCUCAUUCACAGUGGAGUUAAACCAUUCAGCUGUGAUCAGUGUGGAAAGGCUUUUACUCAGAAGAGUGAUCUAACUAGUCAUCAACUCAUUCACAGUGGAGUGAAACCAUUCAGCUGUGAUCAGUGUGGAAAGGCUUUUACGAAGAAGAGUAAUCUGGCAAGUCAUCAACGAAUGCACAGUGGAGUUAAACCAUUCAACUGUGAUCAGUGUGGAAUGGCUUUUACUCAGAAGAGUCAUCUAGAAAAUCAUCAACUCAUUCACAGUGGAGUUAAACCAUUCAACUGUAAUCAGUGUGGAAAGGCUUUUACUACCAAGACUCUGUUACAAAGACAUCAACUCAUUCACAGUGGAGUUAAACCAUUCAACUGUGAUCAGUGUGGAAAGGCUUUUACUCAGAAGAGUAUGUUAAAAAGACAUAAACUCUUUCACAGUGGAGAUAAACCAUUCAGCUGUGAUCAGUGUGGAAAGACUUUUACUCUGAAGAGUGAUCUAACAUGUCAUCAACUCAUUCACAGUGGAGUUAAACCAUUCAGCUGUGAUCAGUGUGGAAAGGCUUUUACUAAGAAGAGUAACUUAGCAAGUCAUCAACAAAUGCACAGUGGAGUUAAACCAUUCAACUGUGAUCGGUGUGGAAUGGCUUUUACUCAGAAGAGUCAUCUAGUAAAUCAUCAACUCAUUCACAGUGGAGUUAAACCAUUCAACUGUGAUCAGUGUGGAAAGGCUUUUACUCAGAAGAGUAAUCUAACAAGACAUCAACUCAUUCACAGUGGAGUUAAACCAUUCAACUGUGAUCAGUGUGUGAAAACCUUUACUCAACAUGAACAGUUGUUGAUCCAUCAAUGCCCCCAUUCUGGUAGAAAGCGGUACCACUGUGACUCCUGUGAAAAAACUUUCAACGACCAACAGAGCUUAAAAUGUCACCAACGCAUCCACACUGGACAUAAUGUGUACCGAUGUGAUUACUGUGGCAAACCAUUUGUACGGUACUCAAAGUUAAAAGCUCAUGAAGUGACCCACACUGGGGUUAAACCAUACCUUUGUCACCAGUGUGGGAAGUCCUACAGCUACAUUACAUACCUCAAAGUUCACCAACGUGUCCACACUGGGGAGAGACCAUACAGAUGUGACGAGUGUAAGAAGACUUUUACAACUUUGGGUUCCCUGAAACAACACCAGCAGAUCCACACCAGAAAGAAAGCAUUCAAUCAAUGUCACAGUGGAACAGAACAGAUGGACAACACCCUCAGACUUGUCAGCACUCUUCCAAUGGUGAACAUUGCUGCUUUGACCAGUCUGGACCAACGUCCAACCAACAAGGAACCCUACAACGACACCAGCGUAUGCACACUGGACACAGACUGAACCCCUGCCAAGAAGAUUUGUCCAUGCAGGGUUCAGUAAAAGUUCUUGAAGUCCUCCACAAACUUAAAGUCCUUGAGAUCCGGCUUCACAGAAUUCAGGUCUAAUUUCUUGUUUAGUGUCUUCAUUGCUUCGUUGCAAAAUCCAUUAAGAGGAAAGCUGUCGUUGACAGACGUGACUGGUAAAUUAAUGAAACCAUUCAAAGUGGUUACUCAGUUAAAUGCAGGGCUUAAAGUUUUCCGGCGCAUGGAAAUGUACCAUUUAAAAAAAUUCAUCCAUCUCCGUCCCGAAGGCUCCAAGCAUGUGCGUCAUUGUGCAUUCAGUUGCUCUGCUUUAAUCAAUCAAACUCCAAAUCCUACAUUAAAAAAUAUAAACCCUCUGUCCAGGCAUGCGACUUUCUGAUAGAACUUUUAUCCAAUUACAGUUUUCUAACUGCGAGUGCGCAUCGACUGCUGGGUGCACGAUGUGCUGCACCCUCUUGGUUCGGCAUCGUCAGUGCUGCUGAGCCACUGAUAAGAAAUAACAGUAUCCCACAAACAAAAUCCAAAUGUGCAAUAUUUGUUGGUGUUUUUUGUAAUUAUAUUUAAAGGGAAUUACUGGAAACACAUUGAUAUAUAUUGCAUAUUAUUUAUUUUAUUUCUGCUUGGACUGUAGACCCAUUCCACGUGUCCCAGCCCUGUGGCUGCCUGGUCUCUCCAGAGCGCACGGAGCUCCAAUCUGUGAGUGGUGCGGUGAAGAAUCGAGCAGCUGAUCACUGGUCAAUAGCGUUGGAGCUUGUGUUUAGCUCAAAGACGCAGAUACUAAAGUUUGCUCAGACUUUGUGUGACAGAGGAGAGAGGAUGUGUCUCUGCUGAUUAACAAAGAGAGCAGCCGCUGCCGCGAUCCCUGAGCCGCGGUGCGUUGACUCGCCCCAUUCAGUGGCGAUCCGCGUGCAUGUCCCACAAUCCCCAUGGUUUCGCCACAAAAUAAAAACAAACGGGCUUAGAUAUUGAAUUUUAAAAAGUAACAAAAACAGAAGGUGUUGAUUUUGUUUGAUUUCUUAAUCUUUAAACAUUUUCUAUGUGUUUUACAACAGCAAAAGGAAAAAAGGAAACAUUUAUUUAGUUUGCUGGAUUUUAUUUUGAAAGGAAAAAAAUCAAAGAUCAAGCCAUACGGAUUUGUCCCAUUAUUCUCCUCAGAACAUCUGUUUAGUUAAAUAUGCACAAACUGAAUGUAGCUUAGGUGAUAUGAACCUUUUUGAUUUGAGGACAUAUAGGAUGUUUGUAAUAAUGAGUUAAAUAGCUCUCAGCAGAUUUUCUGACCUUAUGCAUCUGAAUGAUGUCUAGCCACAAACAAAAAAUCUCCAAUCUUAAGCAAAUAUUGUUAGUAAGAAAAGAAUGAACGUAUGAGUUGUGUGAAAUGAAUAAUGGAUAGAUAGUUAAAUAAGAAUGUUCUUAGCCUGCUUUUCACCGUUUUUUCUUUCCAAAAUAUAGAUAAAAAAUAGAAACAUUUAAAUUGAAAGCCAACUGAACAAAUUAUACAGUGAAUACAUUUUUUUCCCUUACCAAAAACAAACAAAAUGUGUGUCAGUUCAAAUUGAAAAUCAAAUGAUAUAAACUAAUCACACAGAUUAUUGAGGUGUAUCAAAUGAGCAGUUACUAACAUGCGUAUGUGUGGUUAUGUGCUACAGAGGGCUUCUUAAUCACAUCUGUGUGAGAAAUGGGCUGACUCCAGAGGAAAAGGCCAGAGUAGAAGUUCUUCAGCAUGAGCAGUCCAUUGCUGCCAGGACCCAGAUAAACCAGAUCAGGAAGGCCCGGACUUCUUUGCUAGUUACAGAGUUUGAGAGAGUCAGCAUCAUGAUCAGCUUAUUCAGAGGUAUCUUAUAUUGUGAGGCAAUAACUAAAAUUGCUUUUAAGAGUUAAUACUAGUACUUUUAUUACCUGCUGAAAUACAAAGUUGGUAUAGCAAGUGACAUAUGACAGUUUAUUCUCUUGUAGUGUUCCAGAGAAUAUUAAAUUUUUCAAACAGUAUUCUCCAAGCACUUAUAUUCUCUUGAGACUGACACUUGAGAUAAUGUUGUAAGUAAAAUUGUGCCUUAUGAAGGAAAGCAGCAGAGUUUUGUAGCAGUUUUGUUGUGGUUGGUGUUGUUUUGAGUUCUUGUUAAAUCUACUGAAGAGAUAAAAAUUAUUAAUAAUGCAUGUACUUGGUUUUCAUGAUUUUUCCCCUUUACACUAAAAUAAAUCUUUGCAAUUAUAGUGAUGUGGUAUUGAAACAUUAACACAAAAAAAAUCUGACUUUUGGCACUUUCUAAAAUGUCUUAAGUUUUGGCCAAGUAAGGUUUUACAUUUGAGCAACAACAAAAUAGUGGGAUCAUAAUCGGCAUCAUUUCCACCAGAUGACCUCAUAUUUGCUCUGAAUUAAUAGAAUCUCAUAUAUAUUGUGUUUUAGUGAGUUUUAAAAUACAUUUAAAUACGUUUAUUGACAGUAUAAAUUGGAUCUUAGAAGUUCAGGCUCAGGAUUUUUUCUCACUUUAAGCCCUGAUUUAAUUUCUGAUUCCUUUGUUCUUGAUUUGAUAAACUUUGCGUACAGGUUGUUCUUCUUUUUGCAAGCCUUUUUUAAGCCUGUGGUUAACCAUGGGCAAUCUUUGUAUCUAUUCUUCUUCUUAUCAUUUAUAAUAGGACAGUAUUUAUUAAAUGACAUAAUGAAUAUUUCUAAAAAGUUCUCAUAUGCACUGUCAGCAUUUUCUUCAUUGUACACUGAACUCCAGUCCUGUUCCAACAGGGCGUUGAACAGCGCAUUAGUUGUUUGUUCAGUCUGUAAAUGCUUCUGGCUAGCUAUCUUGAAUUUUGUUUUUUCCUACAUUUCCAAUCUUUUAUCGUGAACACAGGUAAGUGGUCUGAUAUGUCACAGAUCAGCAAUCCAUUUGUGCAUCCAUAUUGAGUGUCAUUGGUAAAAAUAUUAUUGAUUAAAGUAACACUGCUGCUUGUUAUUCUACUGGGUUUUGUAAUAGACGGAAAAAAGCUCAUACUAUUGUGGGAAAUGGUGUGUUUUAUAAUUGCUCAGUGUGCAUAUUAAAGAGUUGUAUUGGUUCUGAGGAAUAGGAAGGUCAAGAGCAUCAUUACCAUGGUGUGACUGUAAUGAAACAAAGAAGAUAAGUCCAGCUUUAUUUUACUUAUUACUCGUGAUUGAAACCAAGGAUGAUCAAGACAUAAAGUGAUUGAUAAUCAAAGUACAGACAGUUUUUGAUAAUAAAGGUAAAGAUAGUUUUUGACGUAAGCUGUAAUCAGUAAAGAACAUGAGCGAGUUGUAUGUGCAGUUUCUAAUCUUGCUUUGCAGAAGCGAAGUCAUUCCUACGUGAGCGUAAUGACAAAACAUCUGCUGUGACAGAGGACAGCGGAACAACGCAGCAUCGGAAGGGGCGGCCGGCCUUGAUCGAUAGCUAUACACACUGUUAGAGUAUAAGAAGACUGGGUCAGGAACAGUUAGCAGUCUGAUUCCAUCCGAACUGACUGAACACUUAUUGUCGGUUAGGGACAGAGGAUUCAGGCCCAGAGCUCUGUAUCGCACAUUCAAUUUUGCUGUAAUAAAUACUUUUGAUUUUAAGAAGAA